This is a messenger RNA of Carcharodon carcharias (great white shark), 1096 nucleotides long. It is a transcript of the gene mrpl4, whose product is annotated as mitochondrial ribosomal protein L4. NCBI's taxonomy places the organism in Eukaryota, Metazoa, Chordata, Chondrichthyes, Lamniformes, Lamnidae. The transcript is spliced from 9 exons. Bases 122 to 1027 code for a protein of 301 amino acids. Gene Ontology annotation, cellular component: ribosome. The record is from RefSeq and is a predicted model, not a curated record. Gene Ontology annotation, molecular function: structural constituent of ribosome. Gene Ontology annotation, biological process: translation.
GAGGCUUCCGCCGCUUGUUCUGUAGUCGGAGCCCGGUCUGGUUGAGAAGCAGCAGGUUUGCUAGUGGAGUUAUGGGCGGAUGUUAAGCGAUCGAGGGUCUAAAUAACACGGACUUGUCGGGAUGAUGAUAGCUCGGGUCACCCGCUUUUGUCACAGGGAUUUCGGGAAAAGGUUUGUGUCAGCACUGUCUGGGGGAAAUGAGUUGCCAUCCAAUCUCCACCUUCAAACAAACUUCAUUGAGAUAGAGAAAAAAGGACCACCCCCAAUUGAAUCUGGAUUGCCUGUUCUGAGAAAGUGUGAGAUAGCAGUUCCUUCACAUCUGAAACCCAGACAAGCUUGGCUAGAGUCUUUGCAGGGCUAUACUGAUGACAAACUAGGUAUCGUUGAUUUGCAUCCUGAUGUUUUUGCAGUACCUCCAAGAAUUGACAUUCUACAUGAAGUUGCAAUUUGGCAGAAAAAUUUUAAAAGAAUAAGCCAUGCUAAGGUGAAGACUCGAGCUGAAGUCCGAGGUGGAGGUAGGAAACCAUGGCGACAGAAAGGAAGUGGCAGGGCACGCCAUGGAAGCAUCCGGUCACCAAUAUGGAGAGGAGGCGGUGUUGCCCAUGGUCCCCGAGGGCCAACUAGUUAUUAUUAUAUGUUGCCCAUGAAAGUGCGUGUUAUGGGUCUGAAGGUGGCUCUCACUAUGAAGUUUGCUCAGGAUGACCUUCACAUUAUUGAUUCCCUUGAGAUGCCCAGCCCAGAUCCUCAAUACCUUCUUGACUUGGCACGGUAUAGACACUGGGGAGAUUCUGUCCUUAUUGUAGAUGUUAAUGAAGACAUGCCAAAAAAUAUUUUAGCAGCAACAAAAUAUUCUAAAACUGUAACAGUAAUGCCUGUUAUAGGGCUGAAUGUUCACAGCAUGUUGAAACAUGAGACCUUGGUUCUAACAUUGGAUGCAGUCAGUUUUCUAGAGAAGAAGCUGCUAUGGCACGAUACCAGAUUCUCCCCCAUCUAUCCAUUCAAACUACCUUACAAAGACUUUCCUUAAGAAUUAUGUGGAAAACAAGUUUGGAAAAGAGGACUUUUAUUUCAUGAUUCAAUAAAAUCUUUGACUUCA